UCCGAGCUCAGCGCCGUCGACAUGCCGUCGGGCACCUCAGUGCGGCCCCGCAAGGGCGCCUCCGCCUUCGACGAGGCCGCGCCCAACGGCGACUACCGCCGGCCGCGCCGCCGCCUCCGCAAGAGCACCGCCGCACGCCGUGACACUUGCACCGCUCGCACGCCCGCCCGCCUCCACGCUUACUGUCGCUCUGCUGACUGCUGGGUGUCUCGCACGCUACCUCCGUGCCGGUGUCCAGGAGGAUGUGGCCGGUUCGCACGUUGGGGCGGCUGUCGUCGGACCGGCGCAUGCGCCGUCGCGCCGCUACUCCCUGAGAUAUCGACAGUCAGCUGUUUGGUCCCGUACCCAUGGCAACAGCCGCCAUUUUGCGGCGCGACCAAUCACAGGCUCUCAUCUGUGAGCAGCUUGUCUACGCACAUUUUUUAUAAAUCGAUCAUUAUUCAACAACCGACAAGACAAUCAAAGAAGCAGAUUUAAAAUUAGUGUACAUAUUUCGUCGCCAUUAUGUUGAAUUCGACGCAUAGAUUCUGAAGUAAAGCGUGUCACGUAUCAAAACAUAAUAUCAUUAUAAGCAGGCUAAUGUAUUUAGAGACUCCGAUUUGUUUUUAAAUCUUCUGCCGUUUACUUCCGUCCUUAUUUCCUUUCACACUUACUCUUAUUUACGAAUACAAUGUAAACUGUUUUACUCGAUUUGUUCCACAAACUUGUGCUUCAUUCUAUGACCCAAACCCAACAAAAACAUUCUUAAAUAAAUACAAUUAAUCUCAUAGCACGAGCAUUGUGUCACAUGUGAAUCAGAUUAACAAUGUCUGCUGAAAUUUUCGUAACAUUGUGACAAAUUCGACAUAUAAAUUCCACAGUGAAGAAUUUCCUCAAUAACUGUCAUAUAUCACGCAUGUAAUAUAAAUAGUAUAAUGUGUUAUCACACCUGACAAUGUUUGUUGAAUAUCCAGCUGUUUUAUAUCUGUAUAUACUUUUUCUUGUAUUUGAUUCUAUUUAGCAGUAUCACCUUAGUGGUUCCAUAAACGUCAUUCUGUAACACAUACCUAACAAAAAUGUUCUUUAAAUAGAACAUAGUUAGGUAAAUUGGAACUAUUCAACUUAACUGAGAAGUUAAAAUUCAUCAACACUAAAGCUUGUCCUCAAAUGUGGCUUCUACUGUUGUUGUAUUAAAAUCUGCUGUGAUGUGCCCUCAUCGUAGUUAUGUCUCAGCAAUAAUUUCAGUAUUUACAAAAUUAAUAACAAGUAAUAUAUCUAGACUGGCUUGUACUUUGAGUGUAUAAGAAGACAAACAUUUGUAGACAACUGUUUGAAUGGUGUUUGCCUGUGUCAUAUUUUUAAAAAAUGCACUCCUUGUGUUCACU
Molecule: messenger RNA, 1364 nt
Organism: Schistocerca serialis cubense
Lineage: Eukaryota; Metazoa; Arthropoda; Insecta; Orthoptera; Acrididae
Exons: 2
Coding region: 22-477 (151 amino acids)
Source: RefSeq, a predicted model, not a curated record